AUGGAGGCUGCUGCUCUCUCGCGUAUCGGCCUCGCCGGACUUGCUGUCAUGGGCCAAAACCUAGCGCUCAACGUCGCAGAGAAAGGGUUUCCGAUCUCCGUUUACAACCGGACUACCUCGAAAGUCGACGAGACUCUAGAUCGAGCUCAUAAUGAAGGCCAGCUUCCGUUAACUGGCCACUACACUCCUCGCGACUUCGUUCUCUCGAUCCAGAAGCCUCGAUCUGUCAUCAUCCUUGUUAAGGCAGGCGCGCCGGUUGACCAGACGAUUGAGGCGUUGGCGGCUCAUAUGGAACCAGGAGACACGAUCAUCGACGGCGGUAACGAGUGGUACGAGAACACCGAGCGACGAAUCGUCGAAGCGGAAAAUAGAGGAUUGCUUUAUCUCGGAAUGGGAGUCUCCGGCGGCGAAGAAGGGGCGCGAAAUGGGCCGUCAUUGAUGCCAGGUGGGUCUUACGAAGCUUAUAAUAACAUUAAAGAUAUCGUUGAAAAAGUUGCUGCUCAGGUUGAAGAUGGACCUUGUGUUACAUACAUUGGAGAAGGCGGGUCUGGUAACUUCGUUAAAAUGGUUCAUAAUGGAAUCGAAUAUGGUGAUAUGCAGUUGAUUUCUGAAGCUUAUGAUGUUUUGAAAAACGUUGGUGGGUUAAGCAACACCGAAUUAGCUGAAAUCUUUGACGAAUGGAACAGAGGCGAAUUAGAAAGCUUCUUGAUUGAAAUCACAGCUGAUAUCUUCAAGGUGAAAGAUGAACAUGGUGAAGGUGAGUUAGUGGACAAAAUUCUAGACAAAACAGGGAUGAAAGGAACCGGUAAAUGGACAGUCCAGCAGGCAGCUGAACUCUCCGUUGCCGCCCCCACCAUCGCCGCCAGUCUGGACUGCCGGUAUCUGAGCGGGUUGAAGGACGAACGGGAGGAUGCAGCCAGGAUACUGGCGGCAGCAGGGCUGAAGGAGGAGGUGGGAACAGUGAGAAGUGGGAUUGACAAGAAGAGAUUGAUAGACGAUGUGAGGCAAGCUUUAUACGCUUCUAAGAUCUGUAGUUAUGCUCAAGGAAUGAAUCUUUUAAGGGCAAAAAGCAGUGAAAAAAACUGGAACUUGAAUUUUGGAGAAUUAGCUAGAAUAUGGAAAGGAGGGUGUAUUAUCAGAGCUGUGUUCUUGGACAGAAUCAAGAAAGCAUACCAGCGGAACCCUAAUCUUGCAAGCUUGCUGGUGGACCCUGAUUUUGCAAAGGAGAUGGUGCAGAGGCAGGCGGCAUGGCGGCGGGUGGUGGGGCUGGCAAUAUCCGCCGGAAUCAGUACACCUGGCAUGUGUGCCAGCUUGACAUAUUUUGACACGUAUAGGCGUGCUAGGCUUCCUGCAAAUCUUGUUCAAGCUCAAAGGGACUUGUUUGGAGCUCAUACUUAUGAAAGGAUUGAUCGUGAAGGAGCUUUUCACACUGAAUGGACAAAGCUUGCGAGGAAGAAGGCUUGA
Lactuca saligna is the source of this 1464-nucleotide messenger RNA. NCBI's taxonomy places the organism in Eukaryota, Viridiplantae, Streptophyta, Magnoliopsida, Asterales, Asteraceae. The record is from the annotation of a GenBank genome assembly.